GUCUUUGACCGAGACGAGGCUGCAAGAGGAGCUGAUGCUGCUGCUCCUUGGCGACGCUGAGGGGAAGGCAGGCUACAUCGGCGCCCCUGGAUCAUUCCCACGCUUUCGCAACCCACCAUCGAAACUUGGACCACCUUACCUACCAGGCACUCCUGCAAACAAGAAUGUUCUGCACCUAUCCGUAGGCCAGCGACACGAUGGAGGUCACUUUCGGAUCCAAGAACAGGGGCAUGCAAGUGGGGCAGAUUUUCGGGAACGCUUACUUCACACAGGCUGCACCAGAGAGGCCGGAAACGCCCCCGCGCCCAUUCGCGAGCAUCCCUUUCUCCCGCGACCGCGAUUUCGUAAACCGAGGAGAUAUCCUCGGCCAGCUCCAGAAGAGGUGUUCAGAGCCGGCCGGUCGAGUGGCUCUUUGCGGUCUGGGCGGCAUUGGCAAAUCGCAGCUGGCCAUCGAGCUUGCCUAUCGGAUUUCCGAACAAACACCUGACUCUUGGAUCUUCUGGAUCCACGCCGCCACCCAAGCUCGCGCCGAGGAGGGCUUCCGAGACAUCGCCGAUACCGUCAAGCUGCCCGGCCGGAACAAACCCGAUGCGAAUAUACCAAAGCUUGUGCACAGCUGGCUGUCGCAGAACCGGAACGGCCGGUGGACCAUCGUGCUGGACAGCGCCGAUGACAGCGACACGCUGUGCCAGCCAAGGAGCGAUGGGAACGCCAAAACUUUGGCAAGCUAUCUCCCGCAGAGCCCGAAUGGGUCCAUCGUCAUCACGACCCGCAACCGGGAUGUGGGGUUCAAGCUCACAGGGAGCUAUAUGGACAUCAUUGAAGUUGGGCCCAUGCGCGUGGCUGAGGCGCUCCGCCUCCUGGAGAACAGACUGGGCCAACUCGGCAAUCCGGAAGCGGCAGAGACGCUGGCACAGAAGCUGGACUGUGUUCCUCUUGCCAUCAGCCAGGCCGCGGCUUACAUCCAAGCGACACCGACAAGCUCGGUCCAAAAAUACCUGGGAGACUUUCUCAGCGAUGACCAUAGGCGGAAUCGUCUUCUCACACACGACGCGGCUGAGUUCCGACGGGAUGGCGCCGCAUCAAACGCCAUCCUCACAACUUGGCAGAUCUCAUUCGAUCAUAUCCGCUCGCACAGAUCUUCUGCCGCCGAUCUCCUAUCUCUGAUGAGCUUCUUUGACCGACAGGGGAUCCCUCUGUCGCUUUUGAAGCCGGGCAACUCGCGAGGUGUGCAGCGAGAUUCGGAUUGUGCAUCUGGCACACCGCAAGCCACCUCGGAGCAAGAUGACGAAUUCGAAGCAGAUGUCGCAAUGCUGCGAAGCUUUUGUCUUUUGUCCAUGACCGAGAACAACACAGCGCUCGAGAUGCACGCGCUCGUGCAGCUGGCCACGAGGAUGUGGCUGAAGCAAUCCGGUGGGCAGAAAGACAAAUCCCACAAAAGGUUUAUCAAACGACUGGCAGCGGCGUUCCCAAAUGGCUAUGCCAGAAACUGGGAAGCAUGGGAACAGUGCCGGCAGCUUUUUGCCCACGUCAAAGCCGCCGAAUACCACGGGCCACCCGAGGCGAAGGCGUGGGAGUGGGAAGUACUUAUGCGGGGUGGCGGAUGGUAUGCCUACAUCCAGGGCAACUAUGAUACCGCGGAUCGAAUGUUGCGAAACGCCCAAAGAAGCUCCGAGAGAUUAGGAAAGAACAACGAAUGGACGUUGGAUGUGACGCGCAUUCUGGCCGAGGUUGCCAUCAGGAGGGAGAAAUGGGCGGAAGCAGAAUUGAUACUAAUGGAGGUGGUGGAGACCAGCAAAGCCAAACACGGGACAGACCAUACCACCACGUUGACGAGCAUGGCCGCCUUGGCAGAGACCCUCUACGCGCAAGGCCGGUUGCAAAAGGCCGAAGAACUACAAGUGGAAGUGCUCGAAGCUGGCAAAGCCAAAUUUGGGGCCGACCAUUUCAUCACAAUGGGAAGUAUGGCCGACUUGGCAUCGACCUAUUACGCGCAAGGCCGGCUGGAGGAGGCUGAAAAGCUGCAAGUGGAAGUGUUCGAAACUUCCAAAACCAAACUCGGGCCCGACCAUCACACUACGCUGACGAGAAUGAACAGCCUGGCGUGGACAUUGAACAAGCAGGGUCGCGGUGAAGUCGCCUUGGGCCUGAUGAAAGAUUGUGCACAGCGUCGGCAGCAGGUUCUGGGUCCAGACCACCCAAGCACCGUUAUAUCGCUUGCUGCGGUCGCCGAUUGGAGCAAGAAUAAUGAAGGCGGAAGCGGCGGCGGCUCUUGCAUAGCCAUGUAGUUGAGCAGCGCGCCGCGGCCAGGAUGUGGCAGACGAGCGAGCCGAUGUCGCCGCCCUGACAGUGGUAGCCCGCGGUGCCGAAGCCGAGGGCAGACACCAUCGGCCCGUCCACGACGCGCACCACGGCCUCGAUGUCGAAGUCGCGGUCCGGCGGCGGCGGCGGCGGGCCGGAGAAGGAAGAAGCCCGGGAGGGAGGCGGAUGGUGACGUGAUAGGGCAGGGUGGCGGGAGUGUACCUACUUGGUCGCGAGCAGGGUCGGCUUGGGCGGCUGGGCGGCGCGCGAGAAGCGGGCGACGAAGUGGAUGUUGAUCUUGUCGCUGUGCCCGGUUGGGACGGACCUUGGCGGUGAAGUGGCGCUGUGGCGGCCGAGACGGUCUUGUUGCGUGGCCCUGCGAGGCGCGUUAACCUUUGUUGCUGGCCAUGUUGACGCUGUAUGGCACCAACGGCACCGACGUCCACCGAGUCGGGCAGCUGGCCGAAGCGCCCCUUCCACGAGACAUGCGAGACGAGACACGUGAGAGUUCAGAAAAACGAAUGACAUUAUUCAAAUCCCAAGCCCCUAUAAUUACAACCCCCCGAAAUGACACCCAGACCCAGCCUUUACUUCCCGAGAAUGACAUCGGC
This is a messenger RNA of Gaeumannomyces tritici R3-111a-1, 2912 nucleotides long. RefSeq lists its product as hypothetical. NCBI's taxonomy places the organism in Eukaryota, Fungi, Ascomycota, Sordariomycetes, Magnaporthales, Magnaporthaceae. Gene Ontology annotation, molecular function: protein binding; ADP binding. The record is from RefSeq and is a predicted model, not a curated record. Bases 198 to 2288 code for a protein of 696 amino acids. The transcript has 4 exons.